Molecule: messenger RNA, 1706 nt
Organism: Corythoichthys intestinalis (scribbled pipefish)
Lineage: Eukaryota; Metazoa; Chordata; Actinopteri; Syngnathiformes; Syngnathidae
Product: single-stranded DNA-binding protein 3-like
Exons: 18
Coding region: 172-1320 (382 amino acids)
Biological process (GO): positive regulation of transcription by RNA polymerase II
Cellular component (GO): nucleus
Molecular function (GO): single-stranded DNA binding; protein binding
Source: RefSeq, a predicted model, not a curated record
CCGCCCCCCCGCUUGGACCAAGCUCGGUUGCGUUAUCGGGUGAGGAGAACCAGUGUAGUGCGGUUGGAGUGCGAGAGGGUCGCGGCCGCGAUGAGCCGACAGAUGAAAUAGAGUGGCGAGAGAAAAAACAGAAAAAAAGCAAGGAAGCCGACUGUUCCACCACGAGAAACAAUGUUCCCGAAAGGCAAAGGAACCCCGGUUCCCUCGGACGGCCAAGCACGAGAAAAGUUGGCUCUUUACGUCUAUGAGUAUUUGCUUCACAUAGGGGCACAGAAGUCUGCACAGACAUUUUUGUCAGAGAUACGAUGGGAAAAGAACAUAACACUUGGAGAACCUCCCGGAUUCCUGCAUUCUUGGUGGUGUGUAUUCUGGGACUUGUACUGCGCUGCACCGGAGAGGAGAGAGACAUGUGACCACUCCAGCGAAGCCAAAGCCUUCCACGACUAUAGCGCCGCAGCAGCCCCCAGCCCCGUAAUGGGAGGGAUGCCCCCUGGUGACGGCAUGCCAGGAGGACCCAUGCCACCUGGAUUUUUCCAGGGUCCUCCCGGUCCCCAGGGCUCUCCUCACCCUCAGCCUCCUCCCCCUAACAAUAUGAUGGGGCCCCACAGUCAGUCCUUCAUGUCACCUCGCUUCGCAGGAGGGCCAAGAGGUCCCCCUAUCAGGAUGGGAAACCAGCCACCAGGGGGAGGACCUGGCCCACAUCCUAUGUUGCCUAAUAUGGACCCCACACGGCCACAAGGUCAUCCUAACUUAGGGCCCAUGCAGAGAAUGAGUGGCCCCCGAGGCAUGGGGCCGAUGGGACCCGGACCGCAGAACUUUGGUGGCGGGAUGAGGCCCCCCCACAACACCAUGGGUCCCGGCAUGCCAGGCGUCAACAUGGGCCCCGGAACUGGGCGACCAUGGCCCAAUCCUAACAACGCAAAUUCUAUGCCUUACUCGUCACCUUCUCCUGGAGCGUACGGGGGAGCGUCUGGAGGAGGACCACCAGGGACUCCCAUAAUGCCAAGCCCUGCAGACUCCAACAACUCUGGUGACAAUUUGUAUACCAUGAUUAACACUGGACCCGGCAAUCGGAAUAAUUUCCCCAUGGGCCCCGGCUCUGACGGACCCCUGGGAGCCAUGGCUGGGAUGGAACCGCACCACAUGAACGGGUCACUAGGCUCUGGUGAUUUGGACGGAAUGAACAAGAAUUCUCCAAACAAUUUAAGUGGCAUUAGCAAUCCUCCCGGGACCCCGAGGGAUGAUGGAGAGCUGAGUGGGAACUUCCUCCACUCCUUUCAGAGCGAGAACUAUUCGCCCACCAUGACGAUGAGCGUGUGACCCCCAGCGCCUUCCUAAUUUGCCAUCAUUCCAAGGAUUCAAAACCCCGCAACAACGCAUCAGGCAAGGCCAAAAGCAUCAGCAGAGGAUCAGGGAUCCACACUUAACUCAUUGGCUGCCAUUGACGGCGCUAGACGUUGGAUCCAUUUGAGGUGGGAGGGUGGCAGCGAAUGAACGAACGUUCAUUCGCUGCCACCCUCCCACUUCAAUUGGAUCAGACGUCUACGAGUGAUACUCAUAUAAAUACACAGCAGAAGGACGAUCAGAAACCAUGCGAUUGGACGUCUAGCAUCGUCAGUGGCAGUGAAAGAGUUAACAUUGGAAAACGAUGAAACACGGGGUAGCAAAACGGCUGUGGCGCGAAAAAACCAGCUACUCAAUCGCGA